ACCCGGGUCAUCGGCAACCCAGUGCCAUUGUACCCUCUCCUCUCUCUUUCUCUCUUCUCCCUGCUCCGUUUCAUCGAUCUGUGUGUGCUAGCUGCUGCCUCUCCUGUGCGCGAGUGAGAGAGAUGGCAGGAGGAGGUGACACCAAUGGCUCCUCGGCUAAUGAGCAGCGAGCCAUGGAGGAGGGCGGGAAGCAGGAGGAGUUCACUGACCAGGGCUGCAGCCUCGCCGUCUCCGUGCCCUUCAUCCAGAAGAUCAUCGCGGAGAUAUUUGGGACGUACUUCCUGAUCUUCGCCGGGUGCGGGGCGGUGACGAUCAACCAGAGCAAGAACGGGCAGAUCACGUUCCCGGGGGUGGCGAUCGUGUGGGGGCUGGCGGUGAUGGUGAUGGUGUACGCCGUCGGGCACAUCUCCGGCGCGCACUUCAACCCGGCGGUGACGCUGGCGUUCGCGACGUGCCGGCGGUUCCCGUGGCGGCAGGUGCCGGCGUACGUGCUGGCGCAGAUGCUGGGCGCCACGCUCGCCAGCGGCACGCUCCGCCUCAUGUUCGGCGGCCGCCACGAGCACUUCCCCGGCACCCUCCCCGCCGGCUCCGACGUCCAGUCGCUCGUCCUCGAGUUCAUCAUCACCUUCUACCUCAUGUUCGUCAUCUCCGGCGUCGCCACCGACAACCGAGCCAUCGGGGAGCUGGCAGGGCUGGCCGUUGGUGCAACCAUCCUGCUUAACGUGCUAAUCGCUGGGCCAAUCUCCGGGGCGUCGAUGAACCCGGCGAGGAGCGUGGGGCCGGCGCUGAUCGGGAGCGAGUACAGGUCGAUCUGGGUGUACAUCGUCGGCCCGGUCGCCGGAGCGGUGGCCGGAGCCUGGGCCUACAACCUCAUCCGCUUCACCAACAAGCCGCUCCGCGAGAUCACCAAGAGCGGCUCCUUCCUCAAGAGCAUGAACAGGAUGAACUCCUCCUCCACCUAACCAUACAUUAGCUGCUGCAUCUAUAUCAACUUAACCUCCUCCUCCCCCACCACCGUCGCCAAACCCUAAUUACUGCUGCUACCACCAUCAUCUGAUCUUGAUCGAGAUCGAGAUCUAGGAGAGCAACUACUAUUUGUGACAGUACACUGUAGUAAUUUUUGUUGUGUCGCCGUCUGCCGCGCAUGCAGCCACCGUCUAUAUAUCUAGGUCUUGUUCGGGACAGGAAUUUUGCAUCGUGCGUGAAGUUGUGGGGGGGUUUCUAUGAAAUUCGUGUGGAGUUUCUGGUUCCGAUAUAUCUAGAACUAAAUUGGAGAAUGUAUAUGUGCGCGUUAGCGUUUGGAAUAGUAAGUAUGUUUUGGAUCA
This is a messenger RNA of Oryza brachyantha (malo sina), 1325 nucleotides long. Its product is annotated as aquaporin NIP1-1. The transcript has 4 exons. Gene Ontology annotation, molecular function: channel activity. Gene Ontology annotation, biological process: transmembrane transport. The record is from RefSeq and is a predicted model, not a curated record. The coding region runs from base 123 to 962 and encodes 279 amino acids. Gene Ontology annotation, cellular component: membrane. NCBI's taxonomy places the organism in Eukaryota, Viridiplantae, Streptophyta, Magnoliopsida, Poales, Poaceae.